UCGGCAUCGUUCUCUUUGCCCAUUUCAACCCCUACUUCUGUCAUGUCUCUUGGUGUUUUGCUCGUUUUCGUGUGUAGGAAGAGUCGAGGCGAGCGUGCGUCGGACAAGCGGGCGUCGUGCUCGGAACCUUGCCUUGUAGCAUCACCGGGCUAGCUGACGCCCGGCCCGGCGCUCGGUCGGCGGCUGCUGGCCUUGAUGACGCUUCUCAACAAGCUGGAGGGAGGAUAUAGCUCCGUAAUGCUAACCAGCUGUGCAAUCAACCAAACGUGGGGAUCCAAAUGAGCUGAAAGCAAUCUUCCAGAAGUACGCCAGCGAAGUGGACAAAGAUGGAGAGAGGUUCAUGACGCCAGCAGACUUUGUCCAGAAGUAUCUGGGCCUGCAAACACAGAUCCACCACAACCCCAAAACUGUACAACUUCUGGCUGCCGUGGCUGACACCACCAAAGACGGGCUCAUCUCAUUCCAGGAGUUUCUUGCUUUUGAGUCCGUGUUGUGCGCACCUGACGCUCUCUUCAUAGUUGCCUUCCAGCUGUUCGACAAGACCGGAACUGGAGACAUUUCCUUUGAGAAUGUGCGGGACAUUUUCAGCCAGACGACAGUGCACCACCAUAUUCCCUUUAACUGGGACUGUGAGUUCAUCCAUUUGCACUUUGGGCAGAAUCGGAAAAAACGUCUCAACUACCUCGAGUUCACGCAGUUCCUGCAGGAGCUGCAAUUGGAGCACGCCAGACAGGCCUUCGCCCAAAAGGACAAGGAGAAGAAUGGAGUCAUCUCCGCUUUGGAUUUCAGUGACAUUAUGGCCACCAUCAGACAUCACAUGCUCACACCCUUUGUGGAGGAAAACCUUGUUUCAGCAGCAGGUGGAAGCAUCUCUCACCUGGUCAGCUUCUCUUACUUCAAUGCCUUCAACUCGCUCCUUAACAACAUGGAGCUUAUCCGCAAAAUCUACAGCACACUGGCCGGUUCCUGGAAUGACACACUCGUCACCAAGGAGGAGUUUGUUCAUGCUGCCAACAAGUUUGGUCAAAUCACACCAAUGGAAAUUGACAUCUUGUACCAGUUAUCAGCCCUGCACUCCCCCUCAGGGCGUCUGAAUCUUGCUGACAUUGAGAGAAUAGCUCCGCUAGAAGAAGGAAGUCUUCCAUAUAACCUGGCCGAAACCCAAAAACAGUCUCAGGUUCAAGGGGACAGUUCAAGACCCGUGUGGCUCCAAGUCGCAGAAUCCGCUUACAGGUUCACUUUAGGCUCCAUUGCUGGAGCCACUGGCGCCACGGCGGUCUACCCGAUCGACUUGGUAAAGACCCGAAUGCAGAACCAGAGGUCUACGGGCUCUUUUGUCGGGGAGCUGAUGUACAAAAACAGCUUUGACUGCGCUAAGAAGGUGCUUCGCUAUGAAGGCUUUUUUGGCUUCUACAGAGGUCUGGUCCCUCAACUGAUUGGCGUGGCGCCCGAGAAGGCCAUCAAACUCACUGUGAAUGAUUUUGUACGAGACAAGUUCACCGACAAGGACAACUCCAUUCCUUUGCUGGCAGAGAUCUUGGCCGGUGGCUGCGCCGGAGGCUCCCAGGUGAUCUUCACCAACCCUCUGGAGAUCGUCAAGAUCCGCCUGCAAGUGGCAGGCGAGAUCACCACCGGGCCUCGAGUCAGCGCGCUCAACGUAGUGCGAGACUUAGGCUUCUUUGGGCUCUACAAGGGAGCUAAAGCCUGUUUCUUGAGGGACAUCCCCUUUUCGGCCAUCUAUUUCCCCGCGUACGCUCACCUCAAGUCCACCAUGGCUGACGAACAAGGUCGGCUGGGCCCCUUGCAGCUUCUCACUGCUGGAGCAAUCGCAGGUAUCCCCGCGGCCUCGCUGGUGACGCCGGCCGACGUCAUCAAGACUCGCCUGCAAGUGGCCGCCCGGGCGGGUCAGACCACUUACUCCGGAGUCAUCGACUGUUUCCGGAAGAUCAUGCGGGAGGAAGGCUUUCGAGCUCUCUGGAAGGGAGCAGGAGCUCGAAUGUGCCGGUCAUCCCCCCAGUUUGGUGUGACUUUGGUGACCUAUGAACUCUUACAGAGGUGGUUCUACAUUGACUUUGGGGGACAUCGGCCAUCAGGAUCGGAGCCCACGCCAAAGUCUCGUAUCUCGGAACUCCCUCCCAUCAACGCAGAUCACGUGGGAGGCUACCGUCUGGCCGCCGCCACCUUCGCCGGAGUGGAGAACAAAUUCGGCCUCCACCUGCCCAAAUUCAAGUCUUCGGGCGUGGUGUCCAUUCACCCCCCGGAACCCGCCGCUCCCCCUAAGUCCUCUUAGGAAGGUGCCGAGCGUUCAUAUCACAUCUCCGUCCCCUCCCACCCGUCAUUUUCGGCCUGUUUCAAUGCACUUCCCAAAUCAGCGGGGAGAGUAGGUUCAAGAACAAACGGCAGCUCGCGGGUAAACGUAGCGCAUUGGCAGGGAGUGUCACCGGGGCGGUAUUUUCAGCGGCUGUCCACUCCUGGAAUCUCCAACGGUCACUCCAGAAUUCAUACGAAGCAGCCUUAUGCACUCCUUAUCAAGAGUAGCUAUGAUUUUAUUUUAUUUUUUGUCUGAUACUCUUUGUGAGUAGUACAGAGGGUUGAAAGGCAUAGGAUUGUUAGUGGUUAUGUUGUGAUUUGGGUUUUAAAAAAAAAAAGGAAUUUUAAAAAAACUUUCAUGGGAAUUUAACUGUUAAAACUGGAUUUAAAACAUAUGUCCAAUCUAUUCCAUAAAAUUUCAAAUUAUAGCACAAGGACGAUUGGACGUCUACUCAAACUCAUUUGGGCACUGAAAGAUAUCACGAUUAAUCACAUUUUCCUCAAUUUUUCAUGAGUUAAUAUAGUAGUUAAUAUGGGCUUGACCUGAAACGAUUUUUUUUUUUUUUUUUUUUUUUUUUUGUAGUAGUCAACACGUGAUGAAUCGCAACUUUGUCACAUUUGUUUGUUAACUUGCGAUAAAUCGCUGCCGCCUCUCCGAGGCAAAAUGGAUGGGACAUCUAGCGCUGCCAAUGGAGUUAAAUGACUGCCCUGUAAACGGUUAAGAACCAACAUUCAUGUCUACCUUUAUAUUCCCAUGAAAGGUUUCAAAAUUCCUGGAAAGUUGCAACCCUAAUUUUGAGAAAGAUGAAAAGUGUACAUAUUGUAAAACAAAUAGGAAAACGUUACAAGGCGAUUCAACAUGCAGUAUGCAACGUGUAAUCUGGACAUAUUUGGAGAACUGCAUGGUGUGCUUUUUGUCAUGUUACGGCAAGAAAAGAUAGUUACUGGUGUACAGACCGUUCAACAAAUUAGUUAUUAUUGAAUUGUAUGCUUAUAAAUUCAUUUUAUUGAAAUAAAUCAUCCAUUUGGUUUUAAUUU
Molecule: messenger RNA, 3348 nt
Organism: Corythoichthys intestinalis (scribbled pipefish)
Lineage: Eukaryota; Metazoa; Chordata; Actinopteri; Syngnathiformes; Syngnathidae
Product: electrogenic aspartate/glutamate antiporter SLC25A12, mitochondrial-like
Exons: 18
Coding region: 341-2290 (649 amino acids)
Biological process (GO): aspartate transmembrane transport; malate-aspartate shuttle; L-glutamate transmembrane transport
Molecular function (GO): calcium ion binding; L-aspartate transmembrane transporter activity; L-glutamate transmembrane transporter activity
Source: RefSeq, a predicted model, not a curated record